Rotaria sp. Silwood1 is the source of this 1833-nucleotide messenger RNA. The record is from the annotation of a GenBank genome assembly. NCBI's taxonomy places the organism in Eukaryota, Metazoa, Rotifera, Eurotatoria, Philodinida, Philodinidae.
AUGUUUGAUAUUCAUGAUGAUAAUACCAAUGAGUAUUUUAAUUCUCGGUAUAGAACACAAUCAACUUCACAUCUUAUUUCACCUGAUCUUGCUUGUGCUAAACCAAUGUCACCACAACAAGAUCGAUCUCCAACAUUAUCAUCCAAAUCAUCUUUUGGUACAUCGAGCACUUCAAAAAUAAAUUCAUCUUCAUUUCUUAAAAUUUCUUCACCAAAUCAUAAAAUAAACAAUUCACCAUCUCCUGAAGAUCGUUUUGUUAUGACAAUUAUUAGAAGUCCAUCAACUAGUUCUCAACGUAUUCUAUCAACAGAACCUUCAGGACCCACAAUUACAAAUGAAGAAUUAUCAAAUAAUAAUAAAUUUUUUAAAAGUAAAGUGACAGCAGCACUUAAUCAUAUGAAAUAUCGUUGGGUUGUUAAAAUGCGACCAAAUUUUCGUACAAAUGAUUCACCAAUAUAUUUACUUGAGACAACAUAUGAUGAUACACCUCGUCCACAAUCUGAACAAUCUUCUGCAAAUUUUUUAAAAUUAUUUUCACAACGAAUUUAUUUUUCAUAUCGAAAACAAUUUGAACCGUUAGCUGGUUCACGUAAUGGAGAUAUAAUUACUUCAGAUGGUGGUUGGGGUUGUAUGAUACGUUGUGCUCAAAUGUUACUUGCUCAAACAUUCCUUAUACAUAUGACAAAUACAAUUAAUACACAUUAUUCAAAUAUUCAAGUAUCAGAUAAAUGUCCAAAACGAAAUUCAAUUGAUUGUAUUCGAAAUGGAAAUCGAAUAAAUCGUCGUACAAAAAUUUAUACUGAUAUUAUUCGAUUAUUUGGUGAUUUUCCAAAUUUUCAAUGUCCAUUUGGAAUUCAUAAAUUUGUUGAACUUGGUGCAUCAUAUGGUAUCCGUCCGGGUGAUUUUUUUGGACCUGUAAGUGCUGCUCAUUGUUUAAAAAAAGCUAUUCAAGUUGCUGUUCAAGCAAAACAAAUACCUGAAGUACUUCGUGUUUAUAUUAGUCAAGAUGCUAUUAUCUAUCGACAAGAUGUUAAUGAUUUAUGUAGUGCACCAUUAUUAGAUCAUAAUUCAAAUGUAAAUAAAAAACCUUCACUUUAUCCAUCAUUAGAUUCAGUUACAAUAGAAAAUAGUUCUACACGUUGGUCAACAUCAGUAUUAAUUCUUGUACCAUUAAGAUUAGGUUUAAAUGAACUUGAUUUAAUCUAUGAAGAUUAUUUAAAAGCAGCUCUUAAAUUAUCACAAACAGUUGGAAUUAUUGGUGGUAGUCCACGUCAUGCUGUUUAUAUAAUUGGUUUUCAAGAUGAUAAUUUUAUUAAUCUUGAUCCACAUUUUAUACAAACAACGGUAAAUGUACUUGAAAAUACAUUUGAUACAUCGAGUUAUUCAUGUUCAGCACCAAAAAUAUUAACUGCAAAAAAAAUGGAUCCUAAUUGUACAUUAGGAUUCUAUUGUCGAGAUAAAGCUGAUUUUGAAAUGUUUUGUGCACAAUGGAAUCACGUAUGCCAUAUGGCGUCUGAUGAUCGACGUACAUGUCCAAUAUUUCGUAUAGAACGUGGAACAUUUCAAGAAAGUCAUACACGUACAUUAAAUUGUGAUUAUCCAACAUUAAAUGACGACGAAGAUGUUUUUCUUCGUGUAACUAAAUUAUCAUCGGCAAAUAGUUCACCAUUAUCAUUAGCAAAAAAAGUUACUAAUAAUGGAAAAAAUUUACUUACUAAUUCAACAAUAAGUAAUAGUACACAUCGUGAUUCAUGGGAUGAUGCUGGUCGAUCAUUGCAUGAGAAUACCAAUGACCCAAUACAUUCACUUUCCGAUGAUUAUGUUUUUCUAUAA